Molecule: messenger RNA, 1838 nt
Organism: Rhipicephalus microplus (southern cattle tick)
Lineage: Eukaryota; Metazoa; Arthropoda; Arachnida; Ixodida; Ixodidae
Gene: Hpr1
Product: THO complex 1-like protein Hpr1
Biological process (GO): mRNA export from nucleus; signal transduction
Cellular component (GO): THO complex part of transcription export complex
Molecular function (GO): protein binding
Source: RefSeq, a predicted model, not a curated record
AUGCCGGGUCCGAGCCGGCUCAGCAGCAUGUCCACGGCUUCAGUAGCUGGUUGGGCUCGGAACACCACCCAGUCGGGAUCAGAUGCCCACUCGCAUGCAGGAACAGCACAACUGGAACACUCGCUUGCCGCAGAGAACUGCCAAGCUCGUCCCGCAGUCCUGAUUUGUUAUUUGCAGGAUCUGUUCUUCAAGUGUUGCAAGAACCAGCUGCUGAGGACAUGCAAUGACUUGCUUCGAAGGCUGUCGAGGUCCCAGAACACCGUGUUUUGUGGAAAGAUUCUUGUCUUCUUGGCCAAGCUGUUCCCUCUUUCAGAACGUUCUGGUUUAAACAUUGCCAGUGAAUUCAAUGCUGAAAACAUAACAUUGUUCAGCUCUGAGGACUACAAAGGGAUCUCUGAUGAGGCUUCGUACCAUGACGAGUCUGAAUCCACGAGUUGUGUUCCCGUUGACUACAACCUUUACCGCAAGUUCUGGUCACUGCAAGAAUACUUCCGGCAGCCUCUUCUGUGCUACACCAAAGUCCACUGGCGACAGUUCACCUCGUACUCGACAGAUGUGCUGUCAGUGUUUGGCAGCUUCAAGCUGGACGACAUCAAGACAGCACAGUGGGCAUUACCAGGAAGCUCAAGCAGUCCAUCUGGGAAGUCCGUGUACUUUGCGAAGUACCUGACUAGCCAGAAGCUUCUGGAGUUGGAGCUGAGUGACAGCAACUUUCGUCGCUAUGUCCUGGUGCAAUUCUUGAUCCUCUUCCAAUACCUUCAGUCCACCGUGCGCUUCAAACUAGAGACACACAUUCUAACAGAUGAGCAGUCCAGCUGGGUGAAGAACACUUUGACUCAGGUUUACAAGCUGCUUGAAGAAACGCCACCUGAUGGGGCUGGAUUUGCCACUCGCAUCAAGCACAUUCUUCAGAGGGAGGAGUCGUGGAACGCCUGGAAAAACGAAGGCUGCCCAGACUUCAAGGAGGCCCGUCCUAUGGAACAGGCGCGAGAAGUCAGGCCCAAGAGGAAACUUGGCGAUGAGGUGAAGGCAGCAAUGGCCAGCAAGAGAGUUGUCCUUGGCGACACCGAGAUGAACCGGCUGUGGAACCUGUGCCCAGACAAUUGGGAGGCAUGCUCAUCGCCCAAGCGGGACUUUGUUCCUAGCUUGGAGAAGUUCUUCGACAUGGCAAUGGACCAAGGUGACACGGUGGCUGGUGCCAAGAGCCGAGCCAAGAGCAUCUACAAGAGCAAUUCAGGCUGGCGGGCCUUGCGGCUACUUUCGCAGAAGUCCCCACACUUUUUCACGAGCAGCAACCAGCCCAUAAAGAGCCUUCCACUCUAUCUGGAAUCUAUGGUGAUGCGCCUGGCCAAGGAAUUUCCCAUCAAUACACAGAAUGCAGCCCCAUCCCAAGCAGCUGACGAGAAACCGGACAUGGCCGACUAUGGAGACAGCGAGGACGAGCUGCUCAAGAACCACGAGGAUAGCAGGGAUCGUGAGACGGGCACAUUGUCGAGCGCUGGUGGAGCUGCCGAGUGCGGCAGCAACGAGCCAAAGGAUAAGCUCAGCAAGGACGAACUGGUGGCUCUGGCUGGGGCACUCGGUGCCGACUGGAAGAAGCUGGCGCCAUUGCUGAGCUUCGGUGAAGACGAGAUUCUCUACAUUGCUUCUGAACAUGAAGGCGAUGCAGUGAAGCAGGCCUACCAGGCACUGCUCGUCUGGCUCGAGCAGGAACCUGAGCAUGCGACACACAGCAACCUUUUGCAACUGGCAGCCAGGGCAGGACUCAAGGACAAGCUUGCAUCACUCUUGGUUUCAGAAUAAAAGGCUAACUUGGCGGGAUUCGGGAUAGAUGGUUA